Molecule: messenger RNA, 3643 nt
Organism: Sorghum bicolor (sorghum)
Lineage: Eukaryota; Viridiplantae; Streptophyta; Magnoliopsida; Poales; Poaceae
Product: protein CHROMATIN REMODELING 35
Exons: 7
Coding region: 410-3247 (945 amino acids)
Biological process (GO): gene silencing by siRNA-directed DNA methylation
Molecular function (GO): ATP-dependent chromatin remodeler activity; ATP binding
Source: RefSeq, a predicted model, not a curated record
UAAACUAAGUUAAGAUUUACUUCAUUUGACUUCUCAACGAAACGAGAAUUGUAUUAUUUUGUGAAGGGUACUUACGAAUGAGAACUGACGUCUGCUUGGUCAUUUGCUUAAAUUUACAGUGUCCUGCCCGAGCCUACCUUUGUUACCUUUCGUUGUCACGCAACGAGUGUGCUCAUGGCACGCAUCACGCAUGUCACACAUUGACACUUGAUUGGCCGCGUUGUAUUGGUUAGAAAACAAAAUAUUAGAGCGAAAAGAAUUGGAAAAAAAAAAGGUCUUGAGUUGCUAAUAAUUUGGGGGGAGAGGCUACAUCUGCUCUGUCACAACUGUCACAACUCACAAACAACGCCCCGCGCCACCCAACUCUUCUCACUUCCCCACCGAGCAUCACGGGACGGCUUGCUUCAGGAUGGGUUCUGCUGGCCAGAAAAGGCAGAAACUUGGCAGUGAGCACACUAGCUCACCAGGGACCCAGUCCCAGUCAAACAUCUUCCUUGCUAAUAAACGUCUUCGUCUUCAAUUUCUUGAGCAAGUCAAUGAGUUGAAGGCUUGGAGUGUCACCAAAGAUCUCAAGGCAAUCACUGCCAAACGGCGUGAACUUUUUGGCAUCAUAGAAAGGCUACGACAAGUACCUAUUGAACAGCUUUAUUCCAGUCCAUUUCCCAAACCAUCAGAUGCAAGACUAGAUAACUUUGGAAAAAUGGAGAGCAGUUAUAAUCCAGAUAAUGUUAUCAACUUGGAUGCAGACGAAGAAAAUGUUGAAUAUCACACCCAAGUUAAUGCAGGCAACACUGAGGCUGAUUCAACAGCUUCCGCAGAUGAUUCAGGCGACAAGGACAGGGUUAAAUCCUUUGGUGAUGAGAAUUCAUCUUCUAAUCGAAAUGAUAAUUACAUCCAACAGAACCCGCUGCUCGAGCACCCUGUAGGACAUCAGGAAAUCACCAGGCCGGACAAUUGCAAUAGCAGUACUGAACCACAGGCUUUAGUUAAGCAAGUGAAGGACGCCAUGGACAAUGACAAUGUUUCUGCUGAAGCCAAAAAGAUUGUUCUAUUUGACUGCCACAGUACUUCUGAGCAGCAGCCAUUGAUGAAGCAAGCACGUGGAAACAUAAAGACUAAUACUGAGAAUGGUCUUAAAGAGAAAGGAAAGAUUGGAGGAACCAUAGCGAAACAUGUUGGUUCUUACGAAGUAUCUUGUGAAAUUCUACAAAAUGAACCACACAGCAACGAGGGCAAUCACCAUGAUAAUGGUAGCCCGGUUGGUGAGCUUGAUGAUCUGUGGAUAGGCAUGUCGGUUGCACUUGCAUGUUCAGAGAAGAACAAUCAAGUUAAUCUGAGUAUAGUUCCAUUUGUGAGUAACUCUGAGGAAACAGAGGAUGCAUGUAACCAUGACUUCCUAUUGAAAGAUGAUUUGGGCAUGGUGUGCCGUAUUUGUGGUCUGAUCCAGCAGCGCAUCGAUAAAAUUUUUGAGCAUUCAUGGAAAAAGCGCAAUCAAGCGUACAGAUCGUACCCAAUAAAACAAAGAAACUCUGGUGAUCCAGAUGCAACUAUGAAUGCUCUAGGAACUAUUUUAAGUGUUGCCCCUGAUACUCUGUCAUUGCAUCCUCAACAUUCAGAACAGAUGAAACCUCACCAAGUGGAGGGUUUCAAUUUCUUGAUUAAGAAUCUGGCAGAUGAGGACAACCCAGGAGGGUGUAUUCUAGCACAUGCGCCUGGUUCUGGAAAGACAUUUCUGCUGAUUAGUUUUGUCCACAGCUUUCUGGCCAGGUACCCUGCUGGGAGACCAUUGAUUAUGCUUCCAAAGGGUAUACUGGGAACAUGGAAAAGUGAAUUUCUCUGUUGGCAAGUUGAAAACAUUCCUUUGUAUGAUUUUUACUCCUCCAAAGCUAGUAGCCGACCUGAGCAGCUGAAAGUUCUGAAAUUGUGGGAAGAAAGCAAAAGCAUAUUGCUGCUUGGCUAUCAACAAUUUGCACAUAUAAUUUCUGACAACUCUUCUGAUAGAGAAACCAUAAUGUGCAAAGAGAAGCUGCUGAGGGUCCCAAGCCUUGUAAUUCUAGAUGAAGGCCACACCUCGAGAAAUGACCAAACAGACCUGCUCAAUGCACUUGAAACUAUUCGAACUCCUCGAAAAGUGGUGCUCUCAGGGACCCUGUUUCAAAACCACGUAAGUGAGGUCUUCAAUAUUUUGAAUCUUGUCCGACCCAGAUUCUUGAAGAUGCAGAGAUCACGUGCAAUCAUGAAGAGUAUACUGACUAAGUUGGACAUGUCAGGGAUGGCUAUACGAUCGAAAAUGAUAUCAGAAAAGGUUUUCUUUGAAUUGAUUGAGGAGAAUCUUCAAAAGGAUUCCAAAACAAUGAGGGUGAUGAUUAUCCAGAAUCUACGUAAGCUAACUGAAAAUAUUCUCCACUACUACCAAGGUGAGAUCUUGAAGGAGCUACCUGGACUCGUGGAUUUCACAGUUUUGCUAAAUAUGAGUAGCAAACAGGAAGAUAUCAUCAAAGGUUUGGCAGGACUUAAAAGAUUUGAAGCACAUGCAAAAUGCAAUGCUGUUUCACUUCAUCCGUGCUUAAAGGAUGUCAAGAUUGUUGACAAGAAAAAUAGGAACAUCAAUAAAAGGAUGAUGGAUUCAAUAGUAUGUGGAAUUGAUAUCAGUGAUGGGGUGAAGGCAAAGUUCAUACACAAUCUGUUGUCACUUUCAGAAGCUGCAGGAGAGAAGGUACUUGUGUUCAGCCAGUAUGUUCGCUCUCUUCAUUUCUUGGAAACGUUGUUCACCAAAAUGAAAGGAUGGAAACCAGGAGUUAACACUUUCCUCAUGGAUGGCAGUUCAACUCAAGAGCAGCGAGAGCAAGCAAUUGAGAGGUUUAACAACUCACCUAAAGCUAAAGUCUUCUUUGGUUCCAUCAAGGCUUGUGGGGAGGGAAUCUCCCUCGUUGGUGCAUCCCGCAUUGUCAUUUUGGAUGUUCAUGAGAAUCCUGCUGUGAUGCGCCAGGCAAUCGGACGGGCAUUCAGACCGGGGCAGUCUAAAGUUGUGUACUGUUACCGCCUUGUUGCUUCUGGCUCGUCAGAGGAGGAGGAUCACUACAUCGCCUUCAAGAAAGAGCGAGUGUCGAAGCUGUGGUUCGAGUGGGAUGAGCUCUGUAGCAAUGAGGAUUUUGAGCUGGCCAAGGUUGAUGUUUCAGACUGCAAGGACAUGUUCCUUGAAAGCCCUGCGCUACAAGAAGACAUCAAAUCCCUAUUUAAGAGGUGAAUGUGGUAUGUGAGCAUUGAUGCUGACAGUGUGGCAAGUGACUCUACAGUACAGUUGACUAAAUGUUGGACAGUAGAACGAACGAACAAAGGUAGGAAAGUAAAGUGAAGCAUUACAGAAGUGUUAGGCAAAUCCGGUGCGGUGUGUGUUUGUAUAAAGCUGUACAAAUAUAUUGUAGUACAAGCGUUAUCACUAACUAAUGUAAGAAGCAACUGCUUUUGGUUGAAAUCUUGUGUUUGUGAAAUGUGACCAUAGGUUUAUCGACAUAUUGGUUAUAUUGUAUUUGUAUGUUGAAUUACUGGACACAUGAACAGCUGCAGUUGUGCAAGUACUAUAUUUCUGUGCUGCCAGUUUGUGAUGAAUGAACAUUCAGGUAGCCAUAUGGAAAGCUUAUAA